CAAAAAAAAUAAAACAAAACAAAAUAAAAUGAAAUAAAGAUGUGGUCUUCGUGCAUUUAACCAAGGGUUCCAAGCCCUCCACAUCUCACAGCACACUACAUAGUGUACGCUACUAGGCAACGCAUCUCUCCUUCUCAAGCUCGGAAGCUCUCAAGCGUUCAAUCCACCUCCCUACGAUGGCGGCUGGAUUAUCGGCUGCUCCCGUCUUCAAGCCCUUCCUUUGUAUCCGCGCUUCCAAUCUCUUCCCAAAGCCCAUACCCACUUCACUUUUCUCAAUUCCUGCUCCAACUCGAUAUCACAGUUUAUUCCAUGGUUGUCGAAGGACAUCCAGCUUUGCUAUCUGUUUUGUCCUCGAAGACUCAAAACAGAGCCUUCAGAUCGAGAAUCUCGUUCCGGAACAGUCUGAAGAAGUAAAUUACCAGAUCUUGACGCCUCGCAUGGCGCAGAGAUUGGCUAGGAAGAGGUCGGAGAGGUUUACUUACUUGGUUGCUGCUGUGAUGUCUAGUUUUGGGAUUACUUCAAUGGCUGUUUUGGCUUGUUACUAUAGAUUCUAUUGGCAAAUGGAGGGUGGAGAGGUGCCUUUGCUCGAAAUGUUUGGCACAUUUUCGCUAUCAGUGGGCGCUGCUGUGGGAAUGGAGUUUUGGGCAAGAUGGGCUCAUAGAGCUCUCUGGCAUGCUUCAUUGUGGCAUAUGCACGAGUCUCAUCAUCGACCCAGAGAAGGUCCGUUUGAGCUAAACGAUGUAUUUGCAAUAAUCAACGCAGUCCCAGCUAUAGGACUUCUCUACUAUGGCUUCUUCAACAAAGGCCUGUUUCCUGGUCUUUGCUUUGGAGCAGGACUUGGAAUUACGGUGUUUGGGAUGGCGUACAUGUUUGUCCACGAUGGUCUUGUUCACAAGAGAUUCCCAGUGGGUCCCAUUGCCAACGUGCCCUAUUUCAGGAAGGUAGCUGCUGCCCACCAGCUUCAUCACUCAGAGAAAUUCAAUGGCGUUCCAUAUGGGUUGUUCCUGGGACCUAAGGAAAUUGAGGAAGUUGGUGGCCUUGAAGAAUUGGAAAAGGAAAUGAAUAGAAGAAUAAAAUAUUACCAAGGCAGCUAACGAGAUGGAUAAAUUUUGGAUCAUUUGGUAAAGUAGAUUGUAGAGAAACAAUAGUGGUCAGUGAAAAUAUAAAUAUUAUCAAUCACUCCAAAGGGAGAAAAUAGAAGACCAAUAUUACAAUUUACAAUGGGAGAUGGGGUUAUCAAAUUUUCACUUUUAUGUGGGAACUAUACCAAAACGUGUUUCAUUUAUUCCCCACUGUAUUUGAGCCCUCAAAUUAUCAAGGUCCAUUGACAAAAAAAAAAAAAAAAAAAUCAAUGUCAAGUAUUUCUGCUUUUAGUUUUCA
Molecule: messenger RNA, 1380 nt
Organism: Manihot esculenta (cassava)
Lineage: Eukaryota; Viridiplantae; Streptophyta; Magnoliopsida; Malpighiales; Euphorbiaceae
Product: beta-carotene hydroxylase 2, chloroplastic
Exons: 7
Coding region: 177-1094 (305 amino acids)
Biological process (GO): xanthophyll biosynthetic process; carotene metabolic process
Cellular component (GO): chloroplast
Molecular function (GO): iron ion binding; beta-carotene 3-hydroxylase activity
Source: RefSeq, a predicted model, not a curated record